AUGGAGAAUGUUGUCAUUGCUAAGAAUUCAUCUCCUUUGGAUGACGAUAUCACUUCUGCUCCUCCUUCCUCUCUUCUUCCUCCGCCUCCGCAUAAAAGGGCAGCUGGGGGAUGGAGAUCUGUAAAAUACAUUCUUGGGAACGAGUCAUUCGAGAAAUUGGCUUCGAUGGGUCUCAUAGCCAAUUUAACGGUGUAUCUACAAACAAGAUUCAACAUGGAUGGUAUUCAGUUGGUUAAUGUGUUCAAUAUUUGGUCUGGUUCCACCAAUGUUACGCCCUUGUUUGGUGCUUUCUUAUCUGAUGCAUAUCUGGGAAGGUUCCGAACUCUUCUCUUCGGCUCAAUGUCCUCUUUCCUGGGCAUGGUGAUCCUGGCCCUAACUGCAGGCAUACCAAAGUUAAGACCCCCCGACUGUUAUGGAGAAUCCAAUUGCCAAAAUCCUCAGGAUUGGCAGCUUGCCGUCCUCUAUUUUGGCCUGGGAUUGCUUGCCAUUGGAGCUGGAGGUGUUAGGCCUUGCAACAUUGCCUUCGGAGCUGAUCAGUUCGACACCACAACUGAAAAGGGACGAGCCCAGCUAGAGAGUUUCUUCAACUGGUGGUAUUUCUCUUUCACUAUGGCUCUCGUGGUAGCUCUCACUGCAGUGGUCUACGUUCAGACCAAUGUUAGUUGGGUUAUAGGUUAUGCUAUACCAGCUGUCUGCCUGUUCUGCUCUAUUGUCGUCUUCUUGAUCGGCAAACACACCUAUAUAAUCACAAAGCCCCAAGGAACUGUUUUUAUCGAUAUGGCCAAAGUGAUUGUAGCUGCCUGUAAGAAGCGUGCGGUGAGUCUUGAAUCGUCUUUUGGUCAUUCCUUUUACGAUCCCCCCUUGGUUGAAUCAGACCACCAUGUAGCAAAGCUUACUCGCACAGAUAUGCUUAAGUUCUUCGACAAGGCUGCUCUAAUUGCUGAUCCAAGUGAGUUGGAUGACAACGGCUUGCCCAAGAGUUCUUGGAGGUUAUGUAGUGUUCAACAAGUAGAACAACUGAAACUAAUAGUGGGACUUGUGCCGGUUUGGUUUACAGGAAUCGGUUGCUUCAUUACCAUGGACCAAAUGAAUACUUUUGGCUUGAUGCAAGCAAUUCAGUCGAACAACGAAGUCCACAAGUUUAAAAUCCCACCAGGCUGGAUGGGCCUCAUGUCGAUGAUUUGCCUUUCGGUAUGGAUAUUCAUUUACGAGCAAAUUUACCUGCCUCAAGCAAAGAAAAGGUCAAAAAAGAAUAUUAGAUUGACAAUGAGACAGAGAAUCAACGUUGGUAUUGUAAUGGCAAUCCUAUGCAUGGUGGUGGCUGCAAUUGUUGAGAAGAACCGCCGGGAAGCAGCUUUGAAACGAGGAACCUUAGUGUCACCUCAAAGUAUUCUGCUGCUGUUGCCACAGUUUGCCCUUUCGGGUCUGAACGAAGCAUUUGCUGCUGUUGCUAUCAUGGAAUACUAUAACAACCAUUUGCCGGAAACCAUGAGGACUCUUGCUGGGGCCAUCUUCUUUCUCAGCUUCUCCGCAUCCAGCUACUUCAACACGGCUAUUGUCAAUCUAGUUCACCAUGCGACUUCAAACCAUGGGACAAAACACCCCUGGUUGGGUGGCCGUGACCUCAAUAAAGUUAAGCUCGACAACUUCUACUACCUUAUUGCUGGUUUAGCGUCAUUGAAUCUCCUAUAUUUCAAUCUCUUUUCACACCGCUAUUUGGAAAAGCAUAUUGAUAAAAGAUCUGAAGCAAGGCAUGAGGACAAAGAGUUGGAGAUGAAUGAAACUGCUUAA
Molecule: messenger RNA, 1791 nt
Organism: Dovyalis caffra
Lineage: Eukaryota; Viridiplantae; Streptophyta; Magnoliopsida; Malpighiales; Salicaceae
Source: the annotation of a GenBank genome assembly